AUGAUAUGGAGCCCUUGUACUAGAGACUCCCAGGUAUUACCACAACCUCCUAUUAUUCCUCAACACCUCAAGUUUUUCGGAUUCGGUUAUGAUUCCACUAGUGAUGAUUACAAGGUAAUACUGGGUGGUUGGGAUUCUAGUUCUAAAUUUGCUGUUGUGUUUACACUGAAAACGGGUUCGUGGAGGAAGCUUCAAAGCCUGACCAGGUAUAGGGUGUCUGGGAUUGGGUAUUUAGUUAACGAAGCUCUACAUUGGGUACUACAUGAACCGCAUGAGCGGCUUAUAGUCUAUCCUUCAAGAAUACUGUCAUUAGAUCUAGCAGAUGAGAAGUUUCAUGAGAUUGCAUUCCCCUAUCCUCCCAAUCUGGUAGACAUUCAUAAUUUGCAUGCUGGAGUUGGAGUUUUUAAUAAUUGCCUAACCCUGUACAUUCAAACCAAGUAUAGCAGAGCUGGGUGGGAGUUUAAGAUGUGGGUUAUGAAGGAAUAUGGAGUCAAGGAAUCCUGGACUGAAGUCAUAUAUAUCCCUUCAGGGAUUCUAGGUGAACAUUACGCAUGCAGGACAUUAAUUUCUGAGAAUGGUGAAGUUUUGAUGUCUCUGGAUAUCCUUGGCCCGUUGGCAAUAUAUAAUCCGAAGGACAAGACAUUUAGGAUUUUGUUGGACGACAAUCAUGUAGAAACUUUAGUUUCACCACUAAUUGGCAGUAGUGUGUUUUCAAAGGCGAUGCCGAGGCGAGCCCGGGGCGCGCUCCGGUGUGAGGCGACGGUAAAUCGCCUUGCCGGUCCAACUAAGACGCGCUACUGGAAAAGCGUACGGAAAAGCGAUGGGGCGCUUGUUUUUGCAGAAGGCGAGCUGUGA
This is a messenger RNA of Rosa rugosa (rugosa rose), 855 nucleotides long. RefSeq names its product F-box protein At4g22390-like. The transcript has a single exon. Bases 1 to 855 code for a protein of 284 amino acids. The record is from RefSeq and is a predicted model, not a curated record. Lineage: Eukaryota; Viridiplantae; Streptophyta; Magnoliopsida; Rosales; Rosaceae.